Styela clava is the source of this 8509-nucleotide messenger RNA. Its product is annotated as rotatin-like. NCBI's taxonomy places the organism in Eukaryota, Metazoa, Chordata, Ascidiacea, Stolidobranchia, Styelidae. The record is from RefSeq and is a predicted model, not a curated record. Gene Ontology annotation, biological process: ciliary basal body organization; centriole-centriole cohesion; centriole replication. Gene Ontology annotation, cellular component: centriole; centrosome; ciliary basal body.
UUUUAAAAAUGAUCGAGACAAAUAAUAAUAACAAUAACAACAAAAUUUUGAAACGAUCGUUAUGUCCACUACGUGUCCAAUAAUGAAAUUACCCAAAUAAAAUGCAAGACAGUAAAAAAUCUUCAAACAAAUUGACGAACGAGACCUUCUGACGAAGCUAAAACAAACCGACGCUGCCGCGUUCCCUCGAUUCGCUGGACACAAAAUGACGUCCGAUAUGCAUCAUUGCUCUCGGGUUCUGCACUUGGUUUAUAAUCACUUUGAUGAAUAUCUGUUUUGACACGUGACCACUGUGAUCGCGAUGCGUAACGAGCGGUUUUUAGUUUUCAAAACAAUUCACUUUUUCCAAGGCGUUUGGAGUUCAGCAACAGCAAAUUGUUUUAUUUAACUGCAUUCACUGUAAUAGUCUAGUUUCUAGUAUAUGGCAGUAUGAAUAUUGAACCAGUAUUACUCUAGUUCAUUUUGAUAAUUCAGUGUUUAAAAUGUUCAACAUUGUAAAGUCUAAAAGUGUUUUUCAGUUUAUUUAAAAUACGCUACAGAAAUCUGGAAAUACCGCAAUAUAGCAUUAAUAUCUUCCAAUAGCGUACAGCAAUACUUUGCGCUGCGAAUUCUAUGAUAACUCAUGGAUAACUGGAACCGGCUGUGGGAUACCGUAACUGGAUAAAGAAAAUUGAAUAUUGCAAUGUCUUCACAAGCUAAUGCACCACAAGGACUUGAUCUACUGUUUCAAAAACUUGGACAUAACUUGGUUGAAAUUCGCACCAGAGCUCUGAGUAGUAUUUUGUCUAAAUUAGAACAUGGAGUAAUACAUGAUGCUGAUCUGGUACAAGAAAGGCAGCUCUUUAUUAGAUUAUUGGAAUGGUUUAAUUUUAACCAGUCACCAAUGAGGGAUGAAGUGUUCAAACUUAUUUUGAGGCUUUCUAACUAUACAUCUGCAUGUGAACUGAUGGUUUCUCUUGGUGCUGUGAUGUUUUUCACCGAUCUCAGAAAAGAUUUAUCCGGGCCCAUUAAGACACAACUUGAUUCUGUUUUGGAUAGAUUGUUUCAUGUAACUGAUGCAAUCAUGAGUGAUAGCAGAUGUACUUAUCAACGCAUAGAGGAAGACAAAAUGUUUUCUGAAACUCCUGCAAUUGUUGAGGACACAUCAUCGCAUGUUGGGUCAGGAUAUUUUCAGGAUGAUGGCAGUGAUACUGUACAAGCAGCUCCAGCACCUGCAAUGAAUUACCCUGGAGAUGAAGACAAAUAUCCUUUCAUAACAUUUUCAGGGUUUCCAUGGCAUUUUUUGACAGCGACUGACAGACAUGUCCUUUCAUCUACUAGCACAUCUCUCUGUUCAUCAAAUGUCUCUCUUGUUCAGAAUGCAUGUUCUUUUCUCCUUGAUGUUGUAUUCCGCGACUUUCCUGCUGAAAUAUUUUUACAAAGACCUACAAUUCUAGUCACUUUACUCACAUUGUUAAAGUCUAGGCCGAGUGCAGUUUUAAUGUCAACAACUUGUGAUUGCCUUUCUUUCAUCGCAAGAAAUCUUGUUUCUAGAAUAUUAUAUUAUGAAGAUCCUGAUUUAUAUUGUCCAAGACAGGGUCUUCCAUUGAGAAGGGGAGCAAUGUUUGAUUCGAGCAACAUAGCUCAGAAUGGACAUACAGGGGGGCGAUCUGAAGCAGAAGGCGAGCGACAGGAGAGACGAGGAGGUGAUGGAAGAGAUGAAAAUUCCUUGUCGUCAUUGUCAUCUGCUUUUAGUAAUAGUAUUCAAGAUCUGCAAAGAAAUGAUCCAACAUUUGCUAAUAAAGAUGAUGAGUCACUUGAAGAUGACCACACUAUCACACUCCAACUUGCACAAAUCUCAACUCAACAAUUUUGUAUUUCUACAUUUCAGAGUGUUUUGCCACUGUUACUCAUAGAAGAUGCUUCUCUGUUUUUCAAAUUAUACGAAGUAGCAAUGCAUUGUGUAAAUGUUUUGGAACAAAUUCUGGAUGCAGACUGCUUUUGGAGUUCAAAUGACGAUUCUACAAAAAGUAUGAAGACUGAAAUCGAAUCCUUAUGUGAAUCUAUUGGUCGUGCAGUGCUACAUCAUUACCACCUUCACAGCAAGCAACAUCUCUACACAAAUUCGGCUACAGCACAACCAGAAAUUUCUGGUGACAUAACUGAGGAAUGGACGCUGAAAUUUGAAUCAAAUCAUGAAUCUGUUUAUCACAGAGUUGCAUUUCAUGCCUGUUCCAGCUUGGCUUUAAAGUUUUUGAAAAUUGUCGUACCUGUUGAAAAGUCAAAUUUAUGUAUAAAGGAUGUGAUGGUUACAGCUCUUUAUGUGAUCGCUUGCGACGAACCCCUGAGAAGUUCAUAUCGUGAAAUCUGCACAGUGGCAGAAACAUAUUUGGAACAAUGCGAUGAAGAAAAGAAUAAAGUCUUGAGAGACAUCCAACAAGUUGUACAGUCUAUCUAUCACAUGCAUCAGUUUCUCGAUGAAUGCAAAUCAGAAGAUAAAGAUCUGAAGCUUCAAUUGGAACUUGCUGAAAAUGCUCUGAUUUGUUUGCCUUACUAUAGUGUCAAAGGAUUCAUCCCUUUUAUUGCUGAGCUAAUAGCUGAAAUAUGUAACAGUGAAUCGAAAAACGGAUUUAAUGAGACAACAAGGAAAAUACUUUUACAGCUACUUGCACAUCCUGUAACUCGUAUAAGAAGUAACAUGUAUGAAUCUUGUCUUCAUAUUGUCAAAUCUAAUCUUAAUGUAACCAUUGCAGCUGAAAAUCCGACUGGGAGCAUAAAUUAUAUUUGUAAUUUUCUCAUGUCCACUUCAGUUUUGUAUGAAAUUAUGCUGCAUGGCGUGAGUGAUUCAUCUGCUCUAGUUAGUACACCGGCUCAAGAUUUAGUUCUGCAUUUAUUGCAAAGUAAACUGCUCAUGAAAGAUGAUUUGUGGAUAUCGUUCAAAACAGCACUCAAUCCUGUGAUGCCAGUGUUGCAAGCAUUUACAGGCGAAACUGAACUUCUGAGAGAUGCGGUAUUCGACUUUAUAUCUACCAACUAUAAUUUUCAUGACAAGUUGAAAUGUCUUUUACGUUGCCUUUUCAUUAAGCAAAGAGCAGUUCGUAGUAUCGCAGGUGGCAUUUUGUCAAAAGCACUUGUUUCACAUGAGAGAUCGCUAUCUUCUGAUGAAAAAUUUAAAGAGCAAUCACGUCUUCUGCAACUUUUACAACGCUCAUCCAAUAUUGUUGGUUUGACAGAUCUUCUUGUAUCGGAUAAACCAAUUCCUUUAACCUUUGCAUCAACUACUAGAUUGCUCAACACAGGCUUGUUUCAUGAGGAUUCAGUUGUUAGAAUGUUGAGUAUAUUUCGAUCACGUAGCGUCGAUUGGCCAGUAAGACGAUCUGCUUUGCAACAGCUUUCUGUGGUCUUAACCAAUCGUGAUGUUCAUGAUAUAUUUUUGAAAAGUGAUGGCUUGGUGACAAUAAAAUCUCAUCUCUUGGAACUUGUUACAGACAAUUCUAUUUUGACAGAAGUUGAAAAAUCUGAAGCGGAUGCUUGCGUUUCCAUAUUGAAAUCCAUAUCUCGAUGGAACCCAGAUGUCAGACAUGCUUUGUCUAAUGAAACUACAACAAUAUUAGCGUUACUGAGAAUGACUGAUUUGUGUCGUCUUUCUUCUGUAUCUGUAAGCCAAGUAGCUAGUCUCAUUACUUUACUUUUAUUCCAUGAUGUUAUUAAAAAGCACGAGUGUGAUAAUAAAGAAACUUCAGAAGAUAUCAGUCUUCCUGCUGGGGUAAUGUCAUACUAUCAGAUUCCUUUUUUAUGUCCAACUCAUCAUGUAAUAAGCGUCCAUCGUACUCUUACAUCUCCUCCGAAACAUUGUGAUCCACUUUUGACUGGACCAGCUGCGUUUUCAAUUAGAAUUGCUACUAUAUUGGCUCAAAAUGACAAAGAUGUUACAAGUGCAGUAAAAUCAUUAUUAGAUCGUACCAGUCAAUUUGUUGACGAUAAACUUAAACCAGGUGAACGGAAUCAGUUGGCAAAAGCCCAGGUCGAUAUGGUGAGCUUAACUUACUCUGAUGCAAAUACAGCUCUGAAUGCAACUGUUUCAUCGAUUUCAAAUGCAACCUCCCAUGUGGCUGUUCACCAUGCUGUUUCUUUGAUGCGAAUUUUACUGAAAUCAUGUCCUUUAUCAUUUUCCUCCAUAAUGUUUGCAAAUAAUAAUUGGAGAAAUGCUUUAGACAGAUUUCUAUGCGUUCUACCCUCGAGUGUCAAGGAUGAGAAAUUACUUUUAGAAAUCAUAAGUCUUAUGGAUGAUUUGCUGAAUUGUGAAGAAACUAUGAAUUUUGAUGGUGAUCGAUUUUCAAAGGAGUACAAGAAAAUUGAGGAAACACUGUUGUGGUAUUUAAAGAUGAAUGUACCUGAUGAACAACAGCAAAGUGUCUCAACAGAAAUGCCAUUAUUAUCAUUACUUAAAUCUUCAGAACCACAAAGCCAGCAAUCGCUUGAUGGCAUCUCAUCUGUAACUGUGAGAAGACAGUUGUGCAAAGCAAUAUUAUCAAUGCUAAGUCGUAUAUCUCGAAAAACUUUCCUGAUCUCCAACAAAAAAUUAUUUCGAACAUUUCAGGCCGCUUUAUGUCAUAUAUUGUUGAUUCGAUUAAAGCUUGCUGAUGCACCUCAAUUUUACGAUUUGCCAUCCAUGGAAGUUACAUUGGAAUGUCUUGUACACAAUACUGCAUUUUCUGGUUGGACAACAGCUGAUGUUCUGCAGUGGUAUCCCAAUCAAAGGCAUGUUUCUUUACCAAGAGAUGGAACAAUACUUUGCAGGCAACUCAUAAGUACACUUCUUGAAGUUGUCUCUGCUUUUCAUAUAGAAAGCCGAGGUAGUAGUAUGUCGUACAUGGGUAAAGGAGUCAGUAGGUCUGCAACUCAGAGCAUAGUACAUCUUGUUUAUGAAAUGGCUCAUGUGAUUCAAAAGUCUGAUCCUAAUAGUCAAGUACAUGAAUGGUUGAAUCUGUCAAAUCUGGGGUCUGCAGAUGAUAUGGCAGCAAAUCAAGUUGGAAUUCAUAAGGCAGCUUAUGACUGGAUGUUGCCUUUGUGGUCUGCUCGUGACCCAAGAAUACGAUUUUCUGGAUUGGCAUUAGCAGUUGCAUUAUCUAGCUCUGUACAAGGUUGUUUAUUACUAGAAAAAAGUUUUCAGAAAUAUCCUGGUGGGAUUUGGAGCACAUCAUUCGCUAUAUUAUUUGAUGAUACCGAGUGCAGUGUUAUUCGUUCACAAGCUGCAACAUUGAUCUCCAACAUGAUAUCACAUGAUUUUGAAUCGGGCUCAGUAUCAGAAGAUAUUUGGAGAGGACCAGUUGUAAUGGAUGAAGAACGUCUAGUAAGCAGUAGUGGUAUUCCAGCCCUCAUUACAAUGCUACAUCAGUUGAAAUUUUCGAGGCAUAUCAUCACUACUUUAUCACGAUAUCAUUCAAGCUACUCAAUUCAACCUGUCACCAUAUUUUAUUCUCCAUUCGAUUCGUCAACUACAUAUUCAACGUCAACAAAGAAUUCUGUAAUAUCUGCACCUGAAUCUGUUACGGGAUUAGAAAAUUCUUCGGUACAUCAGCACACUCAAUCCCCAAGAUCCAACACAGAUGUUCAUAAUUUACCAACUAAUGCAAGGAAUAUUUCUACUGAUAGACGGUUUGGGAUAAGCCCCAUUUCUGCUUUUAACGUUGAUCUUGAUGGUGUUAGUAUGGAAUCUUAUGCAUCAGCUUUUCCAUCUGAAUGGUUGUCUGUAUGUACACCUAAACUGGUUGCAAACAUAUGCUCUCUCUUGGAAAAUUUGAUUAAUCUUUCUCCACAUGAAAUGGCUUUUAUUUUAAAACAAGAUGGGGUAAUGGAGUCUAUUGGGAAUUUGGUUGAUGUCCCUGUUUUGAUAUCCUACUUACAAGAAUGUGAAUCAGUAAGGCAAAGUCAGUCGACCAUUUCACAGAGGUUGAAAAUAACAACAAGGUCGAUAAUAGCUCAGUAUACGGAAAGUUUCAGAGUGUUGCAUUCCUAUGUCGCUUGUGAUAAGGGUAUUGCUUAUUCUAUAUUGAAAGACACUGAAUUACCGACAAAUGCUUUACAUCUUAUCAAUAUACCAGUGACGUUUGAACACAUCUGGCAACUACAAGAAAGUGCAAUGAACUUCUUGAGUUGUAUUAUUCAACAGAACAUUUCUCGUGCUACUGAUAUUGUUAGAAAUAUAUUGGUAGUUGAAUGGACGUCUCUUUCCAAAUCAGUGCGGAAUAUUUUGUCUGAAAGACAACAUGAAUCAUUGAUAUUAGCUACUGUAACUAUGCUGGGCAACAUCUUGAAUUGUAUUUCUUCAUCUAGAAAUCAGAACAAAUUAUCUCUUUUUGAUAUAUUUGAUCGUGAAGAUGCUGAAGACGAAAUUCCUGCUAUUACUUCAAUAUUAAUUGAAAUUUUUGAAACAUACAGUUUAAAAUCAGAAGUGAAAAGCAUUAAAAUGAUGUCGGGAUGUGCAGUUGCAUUACAGACUUUGUUCUUGGUAUCACCAAUUGCAAGAAUCACCGCAUGUGAAGUUGGAUUCCUUCAAAGUCUUAUGGAAGAAAUCAAACAUUUACAUGCAAAAAUUGAAAUGUGUACAACAGGUAGUACAUCUGGAAUAGGACUAAAGUUAAUUUCAAAAGUCAGCAUUUCUGCACACUCACAAGAGAACGAACAAUUCAUGAAAAAGAUAAUCAUACAUUUGCAUAUUCUAUGUGACCUGAUGUGCGGUAAUGAAAAAAUUAAAAAUUCUGCUUGUGAAUCUAGCAUGGGGCUUUUAGUAUCGAAAAUCUGGAACUGGACACCUGUGUACAACAAAUUAAAAACUUCAGUUCUAAAAUUAUUGUUAUGUUAUACAGCAGGUUGUGAGAAAGCUUGUACGAGUCUAUCAACUUCAUCAAUUGGACUACAGCCGCUAUUGAAUCAUAUUAUCAGUGAAGCACAAGAAUUCAAUUCUAAAAUACUGAAAGGGAAAAAAGUCCAGACUUCCCAUUUUCAAUCAACAUUUCAUCUCAUAUUUAAUAUUUCUAUCUCUCAGGAGUGUAGGUCACUCUUAUGGAAAUCAGGUUUUCUUAAUGAUUUUCUGCCUGCUGCAGAUAGAGGACAACAUCCUAAGAGAACAAAACUUCAAGGAUCUGCCCUUAUUUUUUGGUUGAAAUUAAUGCAUUCUGUCUCUUUUCACACUGAUGGACAAUUAAAUAUUCUAAAGAUUCCUGACAUUAUUGAGGUUCUUGAUGGCAUAACUUCAUUGUCUAAAAUCCACACUCAAAUUGUGAUGAAUAUUUUACGCAACUUGUGUUUCCAUAAUCCUAGCAAAGCAAGAAUCAGUUCUAACAAAACAGCUGUUAAAAUGUUACUAAACCACCUCUCAAGCAAAUCACAUCAACAAACCACAUUAUCAGCAUUGUGGGCUCUCUUGUCAAACAGUCAGAAAUCCAAAGUUCACCUUAAAGUUGCCGGACUCACUUCCAAAGCUCAGAAUGCUUUGAUUUCAUUGAAUCAAAAUAUGGAGCAACAGAAGGAUAAUGAAGCAAGAUCCUCUCUAAUGGCAAUCCUUGAAAUCAUGAAUAUCUAAAAUUUAUAACAAGUUCUUAAGACAUAUUUUUGUACUCUUGUUGAACGGUCGAUAAAAUAGCAUUAAAUCAAAGCAGUAAAUUUUGACAGAAGACUUCAUGUUUUACCAUUCAAAUACCAUUAUUACACCUAGUAUGGCCUGGAUAAAUAUUGUAAAAAAAAUGAAAAUUUUAUGUUCGUAUACAGCAGGUAUUAUUGUUUAUUUGUUGAGCUCGGCCAUGUAUGGAAUAUGGCUCUCACUCAACUAAAUUCACAAAAAUGAUUGAAAUCGUUCGUGUUACAAAACCUGAUUUGUUUAUUGAAGAUUUUGUCAAAAUCGUGCUGAUUUAUAAAAAUUUGAGUAUCGGAUGCAAAUAUGUAUAACCCAAGUAUAUGUAGAAGCCCAUGCAAGUUCAGUGAUAAUCUGAUUCAGUUCCUUGUGAAUUUAUUUGUUCUUUUUUGGUUGUGUUUGAAUCGUAGAUAUAUUUAAUAACCUUAGAUUUUGGGCUACUUUGAAUGUAUGUUCUUUAUUUAUUCAGUGUCUUGUUAUAUUCUUUGCUCUAAAUACUGAUGUAGGACAUGUAUUUCUUUGUCUUUUGGUGAAUUGAACGUAUUGUUUCUCAGCGAUCACCCACCGUUUAUCUUUGUUAUUAAAGUGACUGUUUUAUUAUUUUGAAGAUGAGUUCCCAUAUCUAUAUUUUUAUAAACCAUAUUUUCGUAAUUUGUUUGAAAUAGAAUUGGGGAUUUUUAUGAGAUUUGAUGGGGAAAUUAUAUCCACAUAUCCUGAAUUUUGACCUUGACCACAGCGUAUUAUUUGAGAUUGAAUGUGGAAUUAUCAAACGUCAUUUCUGAUGCAUUAUUACUUGAACCAGUGGUCGGCAAGCGUGGGCCGAAUACGGCUCCAUUAUAUUUAAAAUUUGUGACCUCAAUAACCUGCUCUUUAAUAUAAUAUCUGCUAUCACGUGUA